Messenger RNA from Homalodisca vitripennis (glassy-winged sharpshooter), 3095 nucleotides. It is a transcript of the gene Rs1, whose product is annotated as probable ATP-dependent RNA helicase DDX27. NCBI's taxonomy places the organism in Eukaryota, Metazoa, Arthropoda, Insecta, Hemiptera, Cicadellidae. Bases 284 to 3040 code for a protein of 918 amino acids. Gene Ontology annotation, molecular function: ATP binding; RNA helicase activity; nucleic acid binding. The record is from RefSeq and is a predicted model, not a curated record. The transcript is spliced from 20 exons.
AGGAGUCAAAAUGGUCUGCUAGAUGUGUUGUCAUUGUCAUUAAAUGUCAACUCUGAUAAGAGAUUUUAAUUAUUGGUUUAUAAAUACAUUCAAUAUAGUUUUAAUGUGUCUUAAUAUUGUUUUGGAUUCAGAUAUGAACACGUCGUCAAUGUUUUACUGCACAAUAAACCGUCUCGGAAGAAAUAAAUCCAUAUUUUGGUAACCAGUUAUUUAGAUGUAAUUAUGAAUUAUUAGUUGUAUGUUGUAUUUUGCUCUACCAAUAGAUAUUAGCUGACUCACAUAAAUGGAGAAUGAACUGCACAUUGAUGGAAAUGAGUCAUUACGGGAUUGUGGGGAUGAUGACAGUGAGAGUAUUACAGAUAGCCCGGAUGAUGAUGAACAGAAGGAAGAUCCCUUGGACCUGACUGUCCACUGUGAACCAAUGUUUGUUGAGCUUGAAGAAGAGAAGGAGACGGAUGACAACCGAAGUCUCAAUUUGGAAGAAGAAUGCGUAGAUCCUUUGGAAUUUUUGGAAGUUGACCAGGACUCAAUCUCGGAAAGCAUUGAGAGUGACGAGCCCUCAGAAGCAGCAAUCGUUGAAGAUACUCAGCUCUCACAUGAUGGAUCUCACAAGGAUAAUGUGGUACACCUCUCUGAUGAAAAUACUCAACAGACUGACAAGCUGCAACUCCUAAAUGAUGAAAAUAAACAGGCCAAACUUAUACACAAUUCAGAUGGCAGUUCUCAACAGAAUCAUCAGAGCUUCAAUACAAAUAGCAUGGAAAAAGAUAUGAUAAAACAAGACAUUAUUUAUGAUGUGAUAGAGGAAUGCCUCCCAGGGAAGCCUCCAGUUGCCACAAUGUGCAAGUUUCAGCCUAGCAAGCGUAAGAAUAAGAAGAAAAAAGAUUUUGAUCCAGAUUUUCAUUUUGUUGGGAGCACAUUAGAGUACAACAAAGAUGUGUGGAAUGAUUUAACAAAAUAUGUCAAGCGGAAUGCUAAGUCAAAGGUGGAUGAUAAAAUUCUCAAAGCAAGGAAGAAACUGAAAGAAGAAAAUGAGGACAGUGAUGAAGACUUAGAAGUGAAACAAGAAGUGGUGAGUGAUGGUGAACUGUCGCUAUCUGACGAUGAGUUAAAACGAGAUAACAUCAGAAACAAGGAAAAGAAUAUUGGCAAGAAAAAAAAGAAGAAAAUGAAACUCUUAGAAAAUAAUGCAGAAGAGAAGAGUGAAGAAUUCUUUGAGGAUGCUCCCCCAUUUGAUAUGAAUGCAUCAUUUUAUCAGAUGAAUCUAUCAAGACCUUUGCUAAAGGCAAUAGGAUCAAUGAACUUUGUGACGCCCACCCCAAUCCAGGCAGCCACUAUCCCAGUGGCAUUGGCUGGCCGAGACGUUUGUGGAUGUGCAGCGACAGGCACUGGUAAGACUGCAGCCUACAUGCUACCCACCCUGGAGCGUCUGUUAUACAGGCCUCGUGACGCCACUGCCACCACUCGAGUGUUGGUGCUGGUACCCACAAGAGAGCUGGGUGUCCAGGUGUACCAAGUCAGCAGGCAGCUGGCCCAGUUCACCAACAUAGAUAUCGGACUGGCUGUGGGAGGAUUGGAUCUCAAAGUACAGGAGUCUGUACUGCGAAGGAGCCCGGAUGUAGUGAUUGCCACACCUGGCCGACUGAUAGACCACCUCAAGAACACCCCUACCUUCUCCCUAGACAGUGUUGAGGUGCUUAUACUGGACGAGGCGGACAGGAUGCUAGACGAAUAUUUCCAAGAACAGAUGACGGAGAUAAUCAAACAGUGUGCACGAACACGUCAGACGUUGCUGUUCUCUGCCACCAUGACCGAUGCAGUCAGCGAUCUGGCAGCAGUGUCACUUGACAAGCCUGUCCGUGUGUUUGUCGACAAUAACCAGGAUGUUGCCUUCAAUCUUCGUCAGGAGUUUGUGAAAAUCCGGAAGGAUAAAGAAGCUGACAGGGAAGCUCUAUUGGCGGCCCUGGUCUGCCGUACAUUCCAUGACCACACUAUGGUUUUUGUCACCACAAAGAAACAGGCCCACCGCAUCCACAUACUACUUGGUCUGCUUGGUGUCAAGGUGGGAGAGUUGCAUGGAAACCUGUCUCAGCCGCAGAGACUGGAGGCUCUGAAGAGGUUUAAGGAGGAACAGGUGGAUGUUCUGGUAGCCACUGAUGUAGCAGCUCGGGGUCUGGAUAUCUCUGGUGUCAAAACUGUCAUCAACUUCCUGUUACCACCCACUCUGGAACAUUACAUUCACCGUGUGGGACGAACUGCACGAGCGGGUCGAGCUGGAGUGUCAGUCAGUCUUGCGGGUGAGAAUGAACGCAAACUGGUCAAACAGAUCGUCAAGCGAGCACGCAAUCCGGUCAAGAGCAGAGUGAUACCUGCAGAAAUUGUGGACAAGUAUCGCAAGAAGGUGGCAAGACUGGAGGAUGAGAUUAAUAAGAUCCUUCAUGAAGAGUGGGAGGAGAGAGUAAUGCAGAGAGCAGAGAACCAAGCUAAUCGUGCAGAAAAACUGCUCAAGGAGGGAGGAGAAGAAAUGCCCCGGUCAUGGUUCCAGAGCCACAAACAACGCCAGGAGGAGAAAGAAAGACUGAGACUAACUGAAAUGAAGAAUGAACCAGGCAAGUCGAAGGAAGUGAAAGGCAAAGAGAAAGAAGAGAAAGCUCCAAAUGAAGUACAAGAAAGGCCACGCCAAAACAAGAAAAAGAAGAAGAAGCAUGAAGAGAGCCCUGAGGAAAGAGUCCAGCAGGAAAUGGAGAAGGUCAUGUUGCUGCAAGCGAGAUUGGCUAAGAAGAAGCGGAAACCAAAGAAAAUUAAAACAGUAGUUGACAGUGCAUUUGAUGGAGCAACAGGUGGAAGAAAGCGAAAACAGUCUUCUUUUGAGCAUGAACUUACAGACACCAGCAAGAAGGGAGUGAAGCGUUUACGAUAUGAAGCAAACAAGAUUAACAAGCAAGAAAAGUUUGGGAAGAAACAUCAGAAACCACAAAGUGCUUUUGGUAAACAGAAAGGGAAAAGUUAUUCUAACAAAUCAAACUUUAAAAAGAAAUAGAACUAUUUUAAUAAUAUUAUUGUUAAAUGAUAUAAAAUAUAUUUUUAACUCAUAA